GCCGGCAGCGUGGCCCGGGCGGGCGGGGCGCAGGCGGUGAGUGUGCGCUUUUGAGCAGCGGCGGUCCGAGCUCGCGCUUCCGCCGGGAUGAGCUACGACCGCGCCAUCACCGUCUUCUCGCCCGACGGCCACCUCUUCCAAGUGGAGUACGCGCAGGAGGCGGUCAAGAAGGGCUCCACCGCGGUUGGUGUACGAGGAAGGGACAUUGUUGUUCUUGGUGUGGAAAAAAAAUCAGUGGCCAAGCUGCAAGAUGAAAGAACAGUCCGGAAGAUAUGCGCUUUGGAUGACAAUGUCUGCAUGGCCUUUGCAGGCCUCACUGCUGAUGCAAGGAUAGUCAUCAACAGAGCCCGGGUAGAGUGCCAGAGCCACCGGCUGACUGUGGAGGACCCGGUCACUGUGGAGUACAUCACCCGCUACAUUGCCAGUCUGAAGCAGCGCUACACUCAGAGCAACGGGCGCAGGCCGUUUGGCAUCUCUGCCCUCAUUGUGGGUUUUGACUUUGAUGGCACUCCCAGACUCUAUCAGACUGACCCCUCGGGCACGUAUCAUGCCUGGAAGGCCAAUGCCAUAGGCCGGGGCGCCAAGUCAGUGCGUGAAUUCUUGGAGAAGAACUACACAGAUGAUGCCAUCGAGACAGACGAUCUGACCAUCAAACUAGUCAUCAAGGCACUGCUGGAAGUGGUUCAGUCAGGUGGCAAAAACAUUGAACUUGCUGUCAUGAGGCGGGAUCAACCUCUCAAGCAGUGAGAAGGAAGGAUGAGCUACUGCUGUGGUUGCCAGAGGCGGAAGCACACUACCCUGGAGCACACACCCUUAUACUGCACACCAGGCCUACUGUGGCUCAAGACGCACCUCUAUCACAAGAGUAAACAAUGGACACAUGUGGACGACAGCGAAGCCCUAAGAGCCCUCCAGGUGAGCUUCCACAUCAGCUCAUCUUCAGCCACUGUCACCAGGAGGCAGUGCAGUUCAUUGCUUAGAAUAUAGCCAGCACCAUCAACCUGCCCAUUCUGAUGCACAGCCAAGUGCAGAUCCUGGGCUUCACCUGGAAGUCCCCGUUCCUCACUCCUACAGCUGUUGCAGAGUCCUGGCCACACCCCUCCUAUGAUACAGCUGGGCCUGAGUCCUUCUCUUAGCUUGUAUGUUUCUUGCUUCAAUUGCUCCCCUGAUAGUGUGUAUGGCUAAGACUACCCAACUCAUUUCCUGUUCUUCAUUGGCUGGCAGUGCCUAAUACUCAACCAACAGGACUCCUGGGUCUGUGUUUGCACACCAUGCCUGCUCUGAAGACUACUGUACAGUCUGGGGGUGUUCAUCCACAGUGCUGACACAUAUAUCACAAUCACUGACUUCCAAGACUUGGGAGGACAGGAUGCUCAGCCAAUUGCUUACGUGUAUCUAUGCCAGCAGGCAGAUGAACAAGAAAAAACAACACAAACAGAACUCUUGGAGGCAAACGGAGUGCAAGGACUUGACCUCAGCAAGUCCAAAAUCAGACUAGGGGACAGCCAGAGGCUUUUGGUACUACACCCUAGCUGGCAGAGGCAGACCCAGCUGGGACUCUCGUACUUAUGCAGAAAUAUAAGAUCCCAAAACACCCACCCAGAAUAUAAGCUCAAACCUCCGACUUAAUGUUAGUGCAUUUUAGUCGCGUGCUUCCUGGACUUACAAACCAGCCAUCCUUCCCACAGUGCACUCAGGCCCUGACCUUGUUUUGAGUUCAGAAGAAAUGUUGUCAAAGAAGGACUUGGAUUUGUCAUAGUAACAGUUGGGCCCCAGAAGAUCUUCCUCAGCAGGAGCCUCUUCACUCUGGGUCAUCACAGUAGGGUCCUUCUCUUCCCCCUUCUCAGCUUUGUCAUCUACAAAGAAAAGCAGGGCACAAAGGUCCAGAGACAAACACUACCCAAUGGCUUCCAAUGGCCCAGGAUGAACUAAACAUUUCGUGCCAGAGACCCUUUCUUCUCACUGCACGCCACAAGCUUCAUGAUCCCCACCCAACCCUUCCUCAUCUCAUUCCAAUUUUCACAUUGGUCAGGACCCCACGUCCUUCCAGAGCAAUGCCAGCCAUCAUGUCUUAACAUGCUCUAGGGAAUCUCUUGGGGGAUAACUUUCAAGUGAAUCAGACCUUUAAAAUUCAGCUUCUUCUUAAAUUCUUUAUCGAGCUCUUCUCGGUUGAACUGGGCAUUUGCACUCUCAAAAUCAAAGUCACCUUCAAACUUGAUUGUGUUUUCCUUAACAUUAGUUGGACGGUUUUGCCCUCUGGAACGAUUUCUUGUUCGCCUAUUGCCUAUGUGGAGAAACAAACAAACAAACAAACAAACAAAACCAGU
Messenger RNA from Arvicola amphibius (Eurasian water vole), 2327 nucleotides. RefSeq names its product proteasome 20S subunit alpha 7 (gene Psma7). The transcript is spliced from 7 exons. Lineage: Eukaryota; Metazoa; Chordata; Mammalia; Rodentia; Cricetidae. Gene Ontology annotation, cellular component: nucleus; proteasome core complex; proteasome core complex, alpha-subunit complex. Bases 88 to 747 code for a protein of 219 amino acids. The record is from RefSeq and is a predicted model, not a curated record. Gene Ontology annotation, biological process: ubiquitin-dependent protein catabolic process.